AUGGAAAAUGAGAGGCUUUUAGGCAUGAAUAACUUCAUGGAGAGGGACUUCAGUCAUGAUCACAUUGAAGCUUAUGAUGAUGACGAUGAUUAUGAUGAUGAUGAUGAUGAUGAUGAUGAUGAUGAUGAUGAUGAUGGUGGUGACGACAAUUGUGAUGCGAAAUUGAUUGAUUUUCAAGAUUCACGCGACAGAGGAAGAACUACAGUACUGAUGCAAGUUAAAAUUAACGCUAUCAUUGCUGUUGAGAUGAUUGAAAGCUUGGAAGAAUUUUCAUAUGGGCUGUGCGCUUUAGAAGGUCGUGUACGAGACAACAAGUAUAGAAGGUCGCCAAUGAAAGAAUAUCUGCAAGACUACUAUAUUGAGACAGAGAAGAUGAUAGUAUCUUCUGACCAAACUGAAGCCGAGGAGAGAUUGGCCGCUGAUGAUUUGGAUGAAUAUGGCCCUGAGGAGGAGAGCACUUUGGAAAUGGAAGAACAAAAUCACCCUUCAGACAUUGGAGAGGACAAUAUUAUCGUUAUCGAAGAUUAA
This is a messenger RNA of Rhopilema esculentum, 528 nucleotides long. The record is from RefSeq and is a predicted model, not a curated record. NCBI's taxonomy places the organism in Eukaryota, Metazoa, Cnidaria, Scyphozoa, Rhizostomeae, Rhizostomatidae.